Glycine soja is the source of this 1590-nucleotide messenger RNA. RefSeq lists its product as uncharacterized. Bases 553 to 1101 code for a protein of 182 amino acids. The record is from RefSeq and is a predicted model, not a curated record. The transcript has 7 exons. Gene Ontology annotation, cellular component: glycosylphosphatidylinositol-N-acetylglucosaminyltransferase (GPI-GnT) complex. Gene Ontology annotation, biological process: GPI anchor biosynthetic process. Lineage: Eukaryota; Viridiplantae; Streptophyta; Magnoliopsida; Fabales; Fabaceae.
UUCUCGCUACAGCCACAUCGAAAUACUGUUGUAGAAAGCUUUGUGUUGUAUUGUGGCUGAGCCACCACAAUUCUGAUUCCUUUCUCUUCUCGGCAGUUUGCUUCCUCCGUAGCAGAUCGUAAGGAACUUUUGCCUUGUAAGUGUAACUAUUGGUACCAUGGUGUAAACCUAAAGCAUUGGAAGAACUGAAACAUUGCCUUAUGAAGACUGUGGGAGUAGGCUCUAGUAAAGUGACAUUGUCUCUAAGAUAAAAUUCUCAACUCAGAAAUUUUUGCCAACUGUUAUAGGCAACACAGAUUUUUUGUAUCAAGGGUCUCAAUGUUGUUAAAUGGUGGCAACACGGAUUUUUUGCCAACUGUUAUAGGCAAUUUAUGAAGGGAGGCCUGCUAUGGCGGUACCACAGGCCGCAAUGGCAUGUCUAUAUGAUAGAAGUUUGGGCUUCUGCCGUUGAUAACACUGUUUGGGGCUGGCUGUUCCUCGUGGCUGUUUGGAAUUAAUAACUAUGGGUGCAAGUAUAAGAAAAAUGUUGGUUUUUUUCUCUUUCUUUUCAGGAUGGUCAUAUUCUCAAUAAGUAAUGCCAGAUAUACUUAUGUGCAUGAUCAGAAAUAUCCCUCUAAAGAUGUUGACAUACACCAUAUAGUUUCAAGGAGGAGUAAUGCUAAAUAUCUCGUGUAUGCCACAGCACUUCUUGUAUUAGCAUGUGCCUUGUAUCUGUAUGUUCUUAAGGGAAAAUCAAUUAGUUUUGUGUAUUACAGCUUGCUUUUUGACAUAUUUCUUGUCAAGUUGUUACUUGGGAAGCCUGUUAAGAAAGAGUCUGUUGUGAUUAUGCCAGCUUUUGGAGUACAGCUUGAGACUCAUUAUGUGAGUGGAAAAGUCAUCCGAUACUUUGUUCCCAUUGACAAUAUUCUGAAACCUGUUCUAAUAGAAUGUGUGACUCCAGUGACUUGCUAUUGGACUCUAUCGUUGAUUAUUCGUGGUGAAUCAGAAAUGGUGUUAGUUUUCAAGAACUUACGCCCACCAGUGAAAAUGUUGGUCCAUGUCUGGAAGGCCCUGUGUGCUGCAACUGAUAGUAAAGAAGAGACCUGUACUCAUGCAGAAUGAAUAAUUGACAGUUAUGGCUUAUGUACUGUUUCUGUACUGGUGUGUACUCCCCAUCAUUUUACGCUGUUCUGUCACAUUGAACACCAAUCCUAUGUAAGAGUAGGAUUGGAUUUCAACAUACAUUGGAAAGUGAAUUUUUUGAUAAACCACACUCUUCUCCAGUUGAUAGUUUGGGACGUGCGUUCACUAUCAGCACUCCAAGGCAUUGAAUUUAGAGGCCAAUUGGCUCUACCUUUUGAAACUGCAUACUAAGUAGCUUAUUUAUAACUAGGUAGAAAUUUUGUAUCAUGACCUAGGACUGAUAGAACUAGUAUGUUUCCGUGAGUCUUUUGUAACUAAAAUAGAGCACAGGUUCAUAAUUUUUUGCUCCCUCAAUGCUGCUGAUAGAACUAGUAUGUAUCAUGACAUAGGACCUAAAAAAGGUAUUUCUGAUCAAUUAAACUCUAUAAUUUAAUCAAAAUAUCAAUUAUAAACUUGUUUUUGUGCCAA